Centropristis striata (black sea bass) is the source of this 1637-nucleotide messenger RNA. RefSeq names its product cell division cycle 42, like (gene cdc42l). Gene Ontology annotation, molecular function: GTP binding; GTPase activity. Gene Ontology annotation, biological process: small GTPase-mediated signal transduction; modification of synaptic structure. Bases 62 to 637 code for a protein of 191 amino acids. NCBI's taxonomy places the organism in Eukaryota, Metazoa, Chordata, Actinopteri, Perciformes, Serranidae. The record is from RefSeq and is a predicted model, not a curated record. Gene Ontology annotation, cellular component: dendritic spine. The transcript has 6 exons.
CAAAGUAAUUCGACCCUCAAACCCGGAUGUAACCAACGCCUAACCUGUCCGAAGAAAAACGAUGCAGACUAUAAAAUGUGUAGUGGUUGGAGACGGUGCAGUAGGAAAGACCUGCUUACUGAUCUCCUACACAACCAACAAGUUUCCCUCAGAAUAUGUGCCUACGGUUUUUGACAAUUAUGCAGUGACGGUGAUGAUUGGAGGAGAGCCCUACACACUCGGACUAUUUGACACUGCAGGUCAGGAGGAUUAUGAUAGGCUGCGUCCUCUCAGCUACCCACAGACAGAUGUGUUCCUUGUAUGUUUCUCAGUCGUCUCCCCCUCAUCGUUUGAAAACGUCAAAGAGAAGUGGGUUCCUGAGAUUUCUCACCACUGCCCACGCACACCCUUCCUGUUAGUGGGCACACAGGUGGACUUGAGGGAAGACAGCAACACGAUCGAUAAGCUGGCGAAGAACAAACAGCGCCCCCUAUAUUCCGAGAGCGGAGAGAAGCUGUCGCGUGACCUGAGGGCUGUCAAAUAUGUGGAGUGCUCUGCUCUGACACAGCGAGGUCUUAAGAAUGUGUUCGACGAGGCCAUCCUGGCGGCCCUGGAGCCUCCUGAGACCAAAACCAAGAGAAAGUGCGUCCUGCUAUAGACGACCAAUGGCAGCGAGAUGUAACGGUGUAAGAAAUAGGUGGGGUGAAUCAAAACAUCAGAAAGAUCAAUGGCCAUUAUGAAAAAAAAGGACAAAACAAAAGGGGAAGGGAGGUACAACGCCAUUGAGACUUAUUCGAAAACACGUGUACACUGAUUGUGCCUUCAAAAUAAACUUUGAAAGAGGCUGAGGGAGCAAAACUUCGGCAUUCAGUAAAUGCAAUAAGUUUCACCUAUCUCCUUUUCUGAAAGCUUUCCAAAACCGCAGUGUUCUCUCUCCAAAUAUUCAGGUGGGGCGGGCCCCCCCCUGCCUGUCACUAUUGCUCCUUUUUUUUAAAUUUUUUUUUUUUUUUUUAAAGAAAGAUUCUUUUAUAUAGUUGCCUUUGACCUGUGUUUUACUUAUUGAGGCCUAUUGAAGGGUUUUAAACCCAGUGUAGGGAAAUCUAAAUCGGGAAACACUGACAACAUUAAGUUUUUUUUAGUGAACUUUAGUCAGUACAUUUAAAGGGGGAACUUAAUGUUGUCUUAAGUGGUACUCUAUUUGCUUUCUUUUUUUGACCCUUUUGGAUUGAAAAAUGAAAGCACAAGAGAUUUAUUGUCACUCCAAACAAAGAUAAAUGUCUGUAAUGGUUACUUUAUUCCAAUUCUCAGAGACUUCUGAGGAGCAUAAAAGUGCAUUUUCGCCAAUUUCCCUUCAUCAGUUGAAUUCUGAAUUUCUAUUUUAUUCUUCUUUUAUGUAUAUUGUAUUAAUUCUGUGACUGUUUUGGGAAUUUUUUUUUAGCAGUUAUUCAUUUUGAAACUUGAGUUUUUAUUUUAUCAAGAUUUUUUUUUUUUAUUGCUAGACUACCAACUUUGAGCGAUUGAUAAUAUAACAAAUUAAGUUGUAAUAUUUUUAAUAGAUCUCAGUCUUGAGAUUGAGACAAUAACCUUUGCUAGUAAAUUUCUGGGUGUUUGUAAUCGCAGGAUAUUUUUAAUAAAAUGGUUUAAUGAUGUGGAAAGUA